Tuber aestivum (summer truffle) is the source of this 2613-nucleotide messenger RNA. NCBI's taxonomy places the organism in Eukaryota, Fungi, Ascomycota, Pezizomycetes, Pezizales, Tuberaceae. The record is from the annotation of a GenBank genome assembly.
AAAGCGUGUCUGUGAUAGAGGAUCGAACCUGCUUUAACCCCACACUCAUCCUCAGUUUUCUCACCCCUCGCACUCUAUUUCUCAACAACAUUAAACACAAGUGAAUACAUCAUGGGUAGGGAUAUCACCACCGAGCCCUUUUAUGCGGUUUACGCUGACCUGAUCCCCAGACUACGGCAGUAACUAUGGCGGAGGAGGUUAUACUUCCUACGGGGCUGGCGGGGGAGCGGGUGCAGGUGGAUUUUCUACCCACUACGGUGGUUCACAGGGUGGGAGUCAAGCUAGCCCGGGUGGAAGUGCUUCACGCGGAGUAAGUAGUCUGGAUUAUACAUCGCAAGCUUCAUCAGUCUAAAUCGAAUUAACAUCUAUAGAGUCGUUCCGCGAGCACCCUUCGUCCUGUCACAAUUAAACAGGUACUUGAGGCCACCCAACCUCAUCCGGAGGCUGAAUUUAAGAUCGAUGACGUUGAGUUAACUCAAGUAAGACACACAUGAUUCCUGAUGCGCUGUCUAUUCUGUGAGCACACAGCUAAGAUGUCCUUCUCUAGCUCACACUUGUUGCACAAAUUCGCGGCGUCAGCGAGCAAGCAACGAACCAUACCUAUAAGAUGGAUGAUGGCACCGGCACCUUAGAGGUGAAGCAAUGGGUUGAAGCCACCGCUGUUCUUGAUGGACCUUCCGAAAAGCUGCGGCCAAACCAAUAUGUCCGAGUUUUAGGUACUCUCAAAGCCUUCGGUGGCAAGCGCCACCUCGGUGCUCAUCAUAUACGCCCCAUCACGGAUUUCAAUGAGAUACACUACCAUUUUCUGGAGGCUACGGCAAUUCAUUUGCACUUGACAAAGGGCCCUCCCGAGGGCUUGGGACAGGUGACGGGUGGGGUGGGGCACCAGGUGCAUGGCCAAGGUCAAGGGCGUGAUGUCGCGAUGGGUGGUAUGAGUGUAGCGGCCGGAGGCGGGGGAGGCGCUCGCUACUAUCCACCUAAUGUCAGCUCGCACAGCAGGAGGAUCCUUGAUAUAGUCCGGUCCAAGCCGCAGCACACAGAUGGGACGCAUGUCAACACCAUCGUGCAAAUGUGUGGUUUAUCUUUGCCCGAUGUUGAAAAGGCUAUCUAUGAAUUGGCCGACGCUGGGAUUGCGUAUACCACGAUAGAUGAUAGCCAUAUCAUGCUGUUGGACAAUCAAUCCUAAACAAUGAUGGUUUCUCCGCCCUUUAUCAGCACUAGCCGGCGAUGGCUCCAUUGUGUUUUCCUUUCGUUCUCCCCUCUCGGUUUUUCCUUUUUUCGGGUAGUGGUGAAAAGACGUGUAAUGUAACGGCAGCUAUGAAAGAAGUUCUCUACGUCAACAGCAAGAUGGUAGCGUAAUUUACGGGGAGACCACAUUUGAUUAUCCCGGUGUUCAGUGGGGAUAUAGACCUAAAAACCCGGGCAGGUGUGAUGAUACUUUGAAGUGUAGAAUCGGAUAUUCUAUCUUUUGGUUAAGAAAAGUGAGUCAAUUUCCUCGUGUUAAAAGAUCUCAGGGAUUACUCUCUCCCCUAAACGUCGUUCUUCCCGCUCUGCUCUGUCCUGCCCGGUGCGGGAACCAACGAAAGGGUGAGUCAUUUCCCCGAGUGAUUAGAUUAUGAUACAUGUUCUCAGUGAACUAUCCUCACUUUUUACCCUUAGCAAACCUCCAGAGCGCAACAACAAACAAGAAUCGGUAAAAAACAAAACGAAAAAACGAGUCAACUCUCCAAUAUGAUUAGACUAUGAUAUCAUACUAUUCUUCAUGAUCCGACCCCAUUUCGAAUUUGAACAACCCCAUAGGGUUUAGGGCAAAACGAAUAAUAACAAGAUUUCCACCUUUCCGAGUUUUUCAAUCGUAUCAUACAGUAUGAUAGAAAGAAGCACAAGUAUGCUGUGAUAUGAUAACAUCAAACCUUAAAAUCUCGCGGGCAAGCAACGCGAGCACUACAGUAACAGACUCGGCCGCGGUACAGUAUCAUGGGAUAAGAGCCCUGCUAAAGAGCAAGCAGCUCGGGCUCGGAGGCCAAUAUAAGGUAAAGGGCCACGCUAAUUAUGUAGCCCAGUCGUAAGACACCCGUCAUCAUAAUAUUAUCUAUCAUACGUGCGAGAUCUCGAUAGACUGGUGCCGUGGGAUGGAGGUAGAUCCAAGGAUCACCUUGAUAUUAUAUCUCCAAAUUUCAACUACUGGUAUAUCCCCAAGAAUGUAUAUAUAUAUAUAUUUAAAGGUUAAUAUAUGGGCUUUCUAUUACCGGGGGGAUCUCAUCGGGAUAUGUGCUCGUACAGUAUGAUAUUUGUAGGCCGGCCGAAUCGCUGUAGCCUGUGACAUUGGUUCGUGUGAGAGGGCGUUGAUUUUUUUAAUUUUUUUCUUCUACUGCGAAAUGAAAUAUCAUGACAUGGUAAUUGCGAGUUGUGUGAUGGGAGAUUGUGAUCCUGUUCGGACAUCUUUUGAAUACAUAACAUAGGUGGGGGGGGGGGGGUCAAGGAACAGAGGGGCCCGACGAACAGGCCAAACAAGACCACCAUUCGCCAAGACCUUUUUGGUGUAUCGUCCGUUGACCCCCCGUCCAUUUUAUGAUACAUAGUCUACUGGUAUGGUACCCGUACUCGAGUGUC